AGUCCCUAAUCAACAAGCAAACCAGAUAUCAACUUCAUGGGUCUACUCUCAACCAUACAGCUCCAAGGGGACGACUAUAUCCUGCCAAAACCAAGAGAAACCCAGGCGCCGGGGCAGGAGGGGCAGGAAGAACCACAAACCGACCGGCUACAAGGGGUCGCAGGAUGUGAACCUAGUGGUCAACCUGUCCAGCCGGGAUUUGUCUGAAAAGGACACUGCAGUGUUGAAUAAAGGUCUGUCUUUCAUCCCCACCCCUACAGCCAACCCAUUUCAGACUAAAAUAGAGCUUUUCAAAUUUUUCCGCAACAUGAAGCUGAAAUAUUUUUUCAGUAAAGACAAGAUUCAUUUGCCCCCCACUGACCAGAUUGACUCAAACAGUGCAAUCUCCCAACCCUUCAAAACUAAGAGCAAAUUUGUGCCACCCAUUAUUUGCCCGAGUAUAGAGACAUUUUGCAAACUGGUAGAAAGAGAUGUCAAUGUGGUUUUCCAGACACAGAAUGCAGGCACCAAGCACUACUCCAACCUCGAUACUCAAGAAAGGGUAUGUCUUAAGAAAUUAUCCAAAGAGUCAGACAUAAUCUUCAAGGGCGCUGACAAAGGAGGCGGUCUUAUUUGCAUGGACAGAGUCAAUUAUGAGACAGAGAUUGCUAAACAACUGGCAGACACAGUCGCAUACAGCAAGCUCCCUAGUGAUCCCACAACCAAAUUCAAGAGAGAAAUUGACACAUUUUUGAAUGCAGCUCUCGCAGCUGGACACAUUACCAGCUCAGAAAAGAAGUUUCUUAUCAAUGAGCACCCAACCAUUCCUGUGAUUUACACAUUGCCCAAAGUGCAUAAACAAUUUACAAAGAUCCCUCCUGGACGUCCUAUAGUUUCAAGCAACAACUCCUUGACAGAGCCCCUCUCCAAAUACAUCGACCACCACAUACGAUCACUGGUGACUGAUCUGCCCUCAUACAUCAGAGACACUGGUGACCUCAUUAACCAGCUGUCACAGUUGAAUGUUACUGAUAACAACAUAAUACUUGCUACCAUGGAUGUUUCAUCUUUGUACACCAACAUUCCACAUCAGAGCGGUCUUAUGGCACUUCAGCAUUUUUUGGACAAGCGUGAGAAUGAAUCUCCCCCGACUCAAUUUAUUUUGGAGCUGACAGACAUAGUCCUGAGCAGGAACUAUUUUCUUUUUGGCCAGGACUUUUACCUGCAGAAGAUGGGGGUUGCUAUGGGCGCUGCAUUUGCUCCCGACUUUGCCAAUCUUUUUCUAGGCAUGUUGGAAGAGAGGUACAUCUAUGCUAACAACAUUUUUUCUAACAACAUCCUCUUUUACAAACGUUACAUUGACGAUUGUCUUCUGGUGUGGCAGGGCUCGGAACAACUGCUCAAUUCCUUUCUGCUGUAUAUGAACUGCCUGCACAACACCAUCAAGUUCAACAUGGAAUGUGACCCUCACAAAGUCAGUUUUUUAGAUACUUGGGUGAUUUUUGAAAACAACUCCAUACACACAUCCCUGUUUGUCAAACCUACCGACAAGAAUAGCAUAUUACAUGCUUCCAGCUUUCACCCUUCCUCUUUGAAACAAGGACUGCCCUAUAGCCAAUUUCUAAGGGUCAGGCGAAUAUGUAGUGAUGACAAUGACUUCCAGACUGAAUCUGAAAACAUGUACACACAAUUUUUGGACAGGGGGUAUGGCAGGAAAACAUUGGACCAGGCACUGACCAAAGUGAACCAGACACACAUGGGGACCCUAACUAGCAAGAAAAAGAAAGAACACUCUCUGAUAUGUUGCACUACCUACACCCCCCUCAGCAACCAGAUCACACAGAUCAUCAAAAAACAUUGGAAUGUUCUCAACACAGAUCCUGUAUGUUCAUCCUUGUUCAAAGAGCUUCCAUUGUUCACCCAUUCCAGGUCGAGAAACAUUCGGGACAUUCUAGUUCAUGCCGACACCUUUGACCACUCCAAGGCGCCAAAAGACAGACUUGAUGCUGCUGUGGGGUUUUUUCCUUGCCGUAACUGUACAUCUUGUACCACCACAGGCAGCAAGAAGACCAGCAAAUUCAUGUGCCAUGUGUCGGGCAAAGAAUAUAACAUCAACAAAUUCAUCACCUGCAGCUCUUCUUCUGUGAUCUACUUACUAUCAUGCCCCUGCGGCCUACAAUACAUCGGCAAGACCAACAGGCAACUGAGGGUCCGCAUAAAUGAACACAGGAGCGCCAUCUCCAGGAAUGACCCAAAGUCACCCAUUGCCAGACAUUUCUCCACAGCACCACACACCACGGCCCAAUUGCAAUUCAUUGGGAUUGACCGUGUGACCCCCAGCCGCAGAAACCGUGCUGUGGAAUCCAAAUUAUUACAAUGUGAAGCCAAAUGGAUUUUUUAUAUGCAAACAUUGUCUCCCAAGGGCCUCAAUGAGGAUUUGGACUUGACCUGCUUCCUAUAA
Molecule: messenger RNA, 2440 nt
Organism: Engraulis encrasicolus (European anchovy)
Lineage: Eukaryota; Metazoa; Chordata; Actinopteri; Clupeiformes; Engraulidae
Exons: 2
Coding region: 308-2440 (710 amino acids)
Source: RefSeq, a predicted model, not a curated record